GUAGAAUUCCUGAUUCUUUACCCUUCUGGUAUAGGUAACUAAGGAUAAUUCUAAGUUCUAUUGGCCUCCUGGCUUUGAAAUCGGUUUGCAUGCUGCUACUAGUAGGAUUUAUAUCUAGGAUCUUGCUAAUAAGCUUGUCAGUCAAGCCAUACCCGAUAGGAACGUUGCAACCUUUGGCGACGUCGAUGACUUCUCUCAUGAGGCGCUGUGCCAUUGGCUUGGCUUCCGGCGAUGAGCUCAGCCAGGAGUGUGUGUGUCGAGAAGCGUCAGUGUCGUCAGGGAGUUCCAAGCGGCCUUCCAGACCACCUUCUCCCAACGCUGAACCUGAACGUUGGGCACCACCUGGAAGACGGUCUUGCCCUCCGUCGGUAAAGAAGCAAACUCAGUCAGCCGUUGUUGCUCGACUCCUUGGUUGGGGUCGUUCUUGUAUAAACCUAUCUGCAUAUCCUCCGACUUUGUAUGCUUGAUAAACUCAGGCUAAGUCUGCGCCACUCCUGUCCAAGUCACGCAUGAGAUGAUUGUUGUAUGGGGGAACGCUUGACGAAACGGCACUUCGUUGCCAACGCCUUUCUGAAUAAUGACAAUUGUUGACUUGUCUUCAUCUAUCGCCGGGGCGAUCUGCGCCGGAACGGCAUUCUGCGGGAUGGCCUUGUGGGCGCAGACAAUGUACUCAGAUUUGGCUUCUACCUCCGCUGCAUUUCUCAGGACUCUAGAAUAUCAGCAACGCAAAUUUCAAAUUAUAGGCUCGCGAA
Messenger RNA from Colletotrichum navitas, 752 nucleotides. RefSeq lists its product as uncharacterized. Bases 90 to 467 code for a protein of 125 amino acids. The record is from RefSeq and is a predicted model, not a curated record. The transcript has 2 exons. NCBI's taxonomy places the organism in Eukaryota, Fungi, Ascomycota, Sordariomycetes, Glomerellales, Glomerellaceae.